AUGGUAUUGGCGGACGAGAACCCAGACACGCCGAUAAGCAGUCGAAGCUUCGAUUCGGCAUACACACCUGCAGACUCCGAUAUCCUACCCUCCCAAAGACGACUUGCAGAAAUCACCGAGCUCAUUCACACCGCGUCGCUGCUCCACGACGAUGUCAUCGACCAUUCGAUAUCCCGACGGUCUGCACCCAGUGCCAACAUCGAGUUUGGAAACAAGAUGGCCGUACUGGCAGGUGAUUUCCUACUGGGACGCGCAUCCGUUGCGCUAGCAAGAUUACGAGACCCAGAAGUCACCGAACUCCUAGCUACCGUCAUUGCGAACCUCGUCGAGGGCGAAUUCAUGCAAUUGAAAAACACAGCUCGGGACGAGAAGAACCCCGCAUGGACCGAAGACACCGUAUCCUACUACCUCCAAAAAACAUACCUCAAAUCCGCAUCGCUCAUCUCAAAAUCAUGUCGCGCAGCCGCGAUUCUAGGUGGAUCGACUCCCGAAGUUGUCGAGGCGGCAUAUUUGUAUGGAAAGAAUCUAGGUCUGGCAUUCCAGCUCGUAGACGACAUGCUAGACUACACAGUGUCGGGCGAGGAGCUAGGCAAACCCGCAGGUGCGGAUCUCGAGCUCGGUCUCGCGACAGCACCGUUAUUGUUUGCGUGGAAGGAUAAUAAGAGCUUGGGCAAGUUGGUCGGACGGAAGUUCUCACAAGAGGGUGAUGUCCAAAGAGCACGUGAAAUCGUCUCAGCCAGCACCGGCCUGCAACAAACCCGCGCCCUCGCCCAAGAAUACGUCGACAAAGCCAUCGAAGCCAUCUCCAGCUUCCCAGACAGCGAGGCGAAAACCGGCCUCGUCGACAUGUGCACGAAAGUCAUGAAGAGGAGGAAAUGA
Parastagonospora nodorum SN15 is the source of this 879-nucleotide messenger RNA. RefSeq lists its product as hypothetical. NCBI's taxonomy places the organism in Eukaryota, Fungi, Ascomycota, Dothideomycetes, Pleosporales, Phaeosphaeriaceae. Gene Ontology annotation, biological process: ubiquinone biosynthetic process; isoprenoid biosynthetic process. Gene Ontology annotation, molecular function: prenyltransferase activity. The transcript has 2 exons. The record is from RefSeq and is a predicted model, not a curated record. Gene Ontology annotation, cellular component: transferase complex. Bases 1 to 879 code for a protein of 292 amino acids.